AAUACAAAUUUGCCGGCGCGGCGACAACUGAGCCGGCAUUUUACGAACGAGAUUUCCAAUAGUGUGUUGAUAAAUUGAUAAGUUGGUGAUUGCUUUGUUUGUUAGUUGCUGUUGGUGUUGAACGCGCGCACGCGACUGCUUGUGCAUGUAAAAUAAGAUCGAUCGCAAAUCUGGAUGCAUGCAAUGAGAUGAUAGCCGUCUCAGAGCCGCCACUGGAAUUCGUUCCCCGCGGUCGUCAGGCGGCUGAGGAGCAUCCCGGCCCCUCCGAACCGACGCUGCCCAAAUUUUUACCCGCCGAGCAUUUGCUAUUGCAGCGCCUGCAAAACGUCAACAUCUCGGCCGCCAGCAAGGAGCCCCAAGAGUUUUGGUCCAUACGCGAGAUCUACGACGAUUACGAGGCGAGCUAUGCGCGCGCCCAGCGUCGCCAGCAAUUGAUUGAGCAGACAAAGAAAUGUGGCCCCAAAGCGGCAGCUGCCACCCAGCUGACAUCGCUGCCGCAGCAGCUAUUGCAACCGAUACAGAUGCAUCGCGAGGAUCCCAUGUGCGAUUACUUUGUGAACAACGAGGAGGAGCUGUAUGUGAACAAGAAUACGGUGAUCUGGACGCAGGGCCUGAACGAUGACGAUGAUGGGGUGCAUCGACGCAUGUGCUUCACCUGCGAUACGCCGGUGAAGUUUGCCUGCUUCCUCAAUCGUCGCUUCGUUCGCGGCCGCUUGGCCCAGCUGCGAGCGGCUGUUCAACCGGAUGAGGAUCACUUAACCGCCAUUUGUGUGGUGGAUCAGGAUGCGUUGCGUGUCUAUUGUGAUGAUGGCGAAGAUUUUCUCGCCAAUCUCGAUUUUCCCGUCUCACAUCUGUGGCAAACUGUGCACGGUCUGCUAUUGGAAAAGGAUUCGGGCAAUGCUCUCGUCUCCCACACGGUAUCCAUACCGAUGCCCCGGCUCUUCUCCAUGUCGCAUCCAUUGCACGAGGCGUGUCCCGUUGUGCUUAAGACCAGUCGCAAAGCGACCGGUUAUAUGACCGAACCCGAAUACAGCGUCGUCUUCACCGCCGAAGAUUCGGAUCUGGUGUUGCUGUACGAUGCCAAGUUCUUCAAGCAUUUUGUGGCACGCCUGCGCAAAGUGACGCCUGAGGAGGUCAACAAUGUUAGCCAGCAACAGGAGCUGCUCAGCCAGACGCUGCAAGGACAUCGCGACGGGGCUGCCACCAGUGGCAUCAACAGCUUCAGCUCCACCAAACUGACUGGAGCGACUACCAAGUUGAGCGCCACAUCGUUGCUGGGGCGCAACAAUAAUGGGGCAACGUCUGUUAACAAUUUCUCUCGAUUCGGACUCAGUCAAUCGCAAUCCUUCAGCGGCGUUCUGGGCCAGUCCAAUCGCGCCUUGUUGGGCACACCGCUCAGCCAGCUGCAGAACAGCAUCAGUCAGCAGUCGAUGUCCAUCAAGGAUAUGCGCAAGAUAACCCAUGUCAAGCCGGCAAAGCCCAUUGAGCCGGAGAUGUGCUUGGAGCACAUCUGGACGGAGAAUACCUAUGGCACUCAACGCGAAUUCUGCGAGAUGGCAACGCGAGCGUUCAUCCACACGGAUCUGGUUGGGCAGACGUAUCUGUGCUAUCUGCUUGCCCGCUCCUGCCGCCUGCAGCUGGUGCUGCUCAAUGGCUACGACACGGAUGAGCCGCUGCAGCUGUCCACUUUGGCUGCGACGCUGAAUGCAAAGGAUGCCGUCGGAUUGCCACGAUUGCAUAUGAUAGCCGUAUUGGAUCCGGGCGGCAGUUUGAUACUCUACACGGGCACUGUGCUCAUCUCCAAGGUGCAUAUAACGCCCCUGCUCACACGAACGACGCCCGCUGUCCAUGUUCAACUGGCCACACCACCACCACCACCUCCACCGGCUGUGCCAGUGCCAGUGCCAACGACGACUGCCACGCCCACAGCGACAGGAACAGCCGGAUCGCAUCUAAAGAGCACCACAACAACAAGCAGCUCAUUUGGGGAGGUGCGUCGCAGCAGUCUGCUGCCAACGAUAAUUGACGCCGAUUUCAAUGCGUUCGACGAGGAGCUGCACAUGUUGUCACCGAUUGCGCCGCAACCGAUCUCCUAUACGCAACGGCAGGCGCAUAACGUGUGCAAGGCGCUCCGUGAUCCGGCCGGGAAUCGCUUGACCCUCGUCUAUGCGACGGGACGCAUGCUGCGCAUCUCGUUGCCGCUGCUCAACGAUACACGCUUGAUAACACGCUGUGUGGCCGUGUUGCGGCAGGUGUUGAAUCCCGGACAGUUUCUGCACUUUAUCAUACGCUGGUAUAGCGCACGGAAUCCGCCCGGUUCGAGGGACUACAGCAUCGAACAGGAGUGGCAGCUGUUUCGUAGCACGCUGCUCAGCCUGAUGGGUUGCAUGGCGGGCACGGCAACAGCGGCCACAGCGGCGACAACAACAACAGCAGCAGCAGCGACCCCAUCAUCAUCCGCUGAAAUGAGCAACGAAUUGGGUGGAGACGCCUCCGUCACUGCAUCGGCCACAGCGUCUGCCUCCGCCUCCGCUGCCUAUGUGGUGGAUGGUUGCUCGACGCCGCCGCUGCAGCCGCAGCAGCAACAUGAGUUGGGCUUUCAGGAUGAUGAGCCGCUGAAGCGACGCAAGUACAACGAUUGUGAGUCGUACACCGAUGAGGAUUGGGAAUUCCUGCUGCUGCAAACAACGCUCACAUCCUGUCUGCACGACUCACCGCACAUGUACAGCGUGGAUGUGACGGCGCCGCUCUUCUGCUCCCUGCCAGCCAUAUUCUAUGGCCUCCAUUUGCUGUACGAGGAUCUCAAGCUCGACACUAUCUUCCAGAGCGGCCUCAACUACCUGGCAACGUUCCUGCAUCAGCUGGCCAUCGAUAUGCAGUUGGACAGCUAUAUUUUGCACUAUCAUCUGGACUUUCCGGAGCUGACACAAAAGACAACGAAGCUGACAAUGCUGAGCGAGGAGCAUGGCGCCCAAAUGUUGUACCAGGAACUGUUGCGGAUGCCGGCGCCCAGCAUCUAUGCGCAGCUGGAGCAUGUGCUGCGCGGCAGGGAGGAGGUGGCACCCUACAGCUAUGUGGAGUGCAUCAAUGAGCGCAGCCGGAAUGUGGUUCAGCUCAUCUCGCUGGUGAUGCAUGGCCACCACAAGCUGAAGCACUGGUGGCAUCUAUUGGAGCACUUUGGCGCCGUCCAGUCCAACUAUCCGAAGCGACCCAAGCGCAGCAUCUCAGCGGAUGUGCCGCGUUGCCAUCAGGUGAUCGAGCUGCUGCUGUGCAUGCAAAUGACGCGACGGGAUAUUACCCGCCUGCCGGCUGCAGUGCAUCUGGUGCUGGCGGAGGCGCUCGAACGGGCACGUCUGACGCCGCCCGUCGGCAGCAGUUGGGCUGCCUAUGAAUUGAUUUUGCGGCCCGAGUUGGCGGCACACGCACAACUGCCAUUCCUGGAGACGACCAUUGGGCAGCCGCACUGCGGGCGUGUGUACAAGGAGGAUUCGCUGUCGCCACGCCUGGCGCCGAGCAGCGGUGAAUUGCCGAUGCCCGAACCGGAUGCGGAUCAUUUGCGACACGAUGGCAUGGAUAAUAUGGAUACGAAACUGUUGCGUCUACGCUUCCCAGACGAUAUGCGCGUGGAGGAGGUGCGUCGCCUGCUGAACAGCGCCGAUCCGGUAUCGAUUGAGGUGCAACAGUCGCCGGGCACCAGCGAUCACGAGUUCAUCGAGGAGCAGGAGAAACAAUUGUUUGCCUACUGUGCACGCACCAUGACCUUGCCACUGGGCAGGGGCAUGUUCACGUUGCGCACACUGCUGCCUCGUCCCAGCGAUAAUAUGCCCAUGCCCAAGCUAUGCCUGGCCGGACGUGAGCCCGUCAAGGGCACCACCAUUGAGAUGCAACAGAUCGAGUUUCCGGCCAAUAUGCAUCAGUGGCCAUCGUUUCACAAUGGUGUCGCCACCGGCCUAAAGAUAUCGCCGCAAGCGCAGGACAUCGAUUCCACGUGGAUUGUGUACAACAAACCGAAAACGCAGGCCAACAAUGGCCUGGAACAUGCCGGCUUCCUCAUGGCCCUGGGACUGAAUGGGCAUCUGCGCUCGCUCUCCUUCAUGAGCAUCUUCAAGUAUUUGGUCAAGUGUGAUGAGAUGACCAGCGUUGGCCUGUUACUGGGCAUUUCGGCUGCCCAUCGCGGCACCAUGGACACGAAGACAACGAAGUUGUUGAGUGUCCAUCUCGAGGCACUGUUGCCGGCCACCGCCAUGGAGCUGGACAUACCGCAGAGCACACAAGUGGCCGCCCUCAUGGGCAUUGGUUUGUUGUAUCAGGGAUCGGCGAAGCGGCACAUUGCCGAGGUGCUGCUGCAGGAGAUUGGCCGGCCGCCGGGCCCCGAAAUGGAGAACAGUGUCGAGCGGGAAUCGUAUGCGAUGACGGCGGGCUUGGCACUGGGCCUUGUCACGCUCGGACAGGGUGAAUCGCCGGCGGGAUUGCGUGAUCUCCAAUUGCCCGAUACGCUGCAUUAUUAUAUGGUUGGCGGUGUCAAGCGACCGAUUGGUGGCUCCCAGAAGGAGAAAUAUCGCCUGGCCUCGUUCCAAGUGCGCGAGGGCGACAACGUCAACAUCGAUGUGACCGCACCGGGCGCCACUCUGGCGCUUGGACUGAUGUUCUUCGAUUCGGGCAAUGAGGCGAUUGCCGAGUGGAUGCGACCGCCCGACUCACGCUAUCUGCUCGACAUGGUCCGACCCGAUUUCCUGCUGCUGCGCACCAUUGCACGCGGCCUAAUCCUGUGGCAGCAGGUGCAGCCGGAUAACGAUUGGUUCCAGGCCCAAUUUCCGCACAGUCUGCGACCCCAUCUCCGAUUGCCGUCGCGCGAGGAGCAGACGCCCGAGGACAGCGAUGUCGACUACGAGGCCAUCACCCAGGCGUAUUGCAACAUUUUGGCUGGUGCCGCAUUCUGCAUUGGCUUGAAAUAUGCCGGCACUGAGAAUCCAUUGGCAUUUGCCACACUGCGUGCGGUCAUCAAGGAGUUCCUCGGCUUUCCGGGCACACCGAUGGGCGAGUGUGCCGGCCGCACCACAAUCGAGAGCUGCCUGAUGGUGUUGCUCAUCUCGAUAUCGCUGGUCUUUGCCGGCUCCGGCAAUUGCGAGAUAUUGCGUAUCAUUCGCUAUCUGCGCUCCCGCGUCGGACCACAAUAUCCGCACAUUACGUACGGCUCCCACAUGGCAAUACAUAUGUCGCUGGGCCUGCUCUUCCUCGGCGCUGGCCGCUACACCAUCGCCAAGACACCCGAAUCGAUAGCGGCGCUCGUCUGCGCCUUCUUUCCCAAGUUUCCCAUUCACAGCAACGACAAUCGUUACCAUCUGCAGGCACUGCGUCAUCUGUAUGUGCUGGCUGUGGAGCCGCGUCUGUUUCUGCCGCGCGACAUCGACACGCAUCAGUUGUGUUUGUGCAACAUUUCGGUGCUGGAGGUGGGCGCCAAUGUGAUGCGUCGCCUGCCUAUCGCACCGUGCAUCCUGCCCGAGCUGAGCACCCUCGAACAGGUCAUUGUCGAUGACGAGAACUAUUGGCCGGUUUGCUUUGAGCGUUCGCGCAACUGGCAUCAACUGGAGAAGGCACUGGAGCUGUGCGCUCCAAUCGAUAUUAAGAAGCGCACCGGUUGCCUAUCCCAUCUGGAGGAUCCGGAUCGAUUGAAGAGCAUGCUCGCCCAAACCCUAACCAUGGAGCAGAGCAUCUGCUGGCAGGUGGAUGUCAAUGAUCUGCAACAGUUUGCCAGCGAGCGACUGGUCAAACCGUUUCUCAAUCGAUUUCUGGACACCAAGGGCACCUCGCUCAGCUAUGUGGAGCUGAGCAAGCGGCAUCAGUUGAUGUUGCUCUUCUACAAUGCUGUGGUCAAUGAUCGAAUGCAUCUGCUGCCAGUGUAUUUAACGCUGUUCGAUCACGUCACCAAGAAGAUGGCCAACAACAAUGAUGUGUGGCAGGUGAAGCUGCUCGAUGCGUAUUUGUGUGGCAGCCGUAUUGUGGGGCAGCCAAUCGAGGAGCAUAGCCUAAUCUCUGUGGAUCUCAUACAGAUGAUGCAGGAGAUGUUCAAGCUGCAGGUGGAGGACUGGACGAGUGAACAGUGCCUGGCAUUGCGCGAAUAUCUCAGCCAGAAGCGACUCGAGCCCAGUUUUGUGGGCAGCAUCAGUGCGCAGGAUUUGCAGCGUGUCUUCUGCAUCAUCAACUAUUUCAAUCUGAUGCCGAAUCUGUUGAGUAACGUUGACCUGAGCGCCGGUCCCGUCAACUAUUUGCGCAUCAUGCUCGAGUUCAACAAGUUGCAGCUGAGUCCGCACACCAUUUUCGGACUACUCAAAAUCUUUCAGGCGCUGGCCAGCAUCUGUGACUCCGAGGAUGGUGAUGGUGAUGGUGAUGAUGUUGAUGAUGCUGAUGCUAAAAAGGAGGAGGACGAGGACGAGGACGAAUCUGUUUGAAUCUGUUAUCGCUGCGCUGCUCUCUACAGCCGUUAUCGAUUAUGUUAUCGUUUUACAUACAGCAGCAAUUGCGCAUUUAUCGUUGCUGCAACUGAAAACUGCCUUGCAACACUGAGAUUUACCAAUUAGAAAUCU
Drosophila grimshawi is the source of this 6584-nucleotide messenger RNA. It is a transcript of the gene shtd, whose product is annotated as anaphase-promoting complex subunit 1. Bases 189 to 6449 code for a protein of 2086 amino acids. NCBI's taxonomy places the organism in Eukaryota, Metazoa, Arthropoda, Insecta, Diptera, Drosophilidae. Gene Ontology annotation, molecular function: molecular adaptor activity. Gene Ontology annotation, cellular component: anaphase-promoting complex. Gene Ontology annotation, biological process: metaphase/anaphase transition of mitotic cell cycle; anaphase-promoting complex-dependent catabolic process; protein K11-linked ubiquitination. The transcript is spliced from 7 exons. The record is from RefSeq and is a predicted model, not a curated record.